GGAAGCUCGAACCAAUUACCGGGGUAUUGUUGACGGGCUCAAGUACCUGCAUCAAGUGUUCCUAAGCUGACGAGUUGUAACCUUAUCAUGGUCGUAUGAUCAAGACUCAGCAAUGUCGACAAUGAUGCCAACAGUAUCACACUUGGUAGCUCGUGGCGAUUUGCUCUCUAGAGCACUCGCGUUCUUCAUCAUCACUGUGCUCGUUCUAUCUUUCAGAGGGUUAUGGAGACGCUAUGCAUCGCCGCUACGUCAGAUCCCUGGACCCUUUCUCGCCUCCUGUACACGACUAUGGAAGGUUCUGAGUACAUACUCAGGACAUACCGAAUGGGACUACGUUGCACUGCAUCAGAAAUACGGCCCUGUGGUGCGUGUUGCUCCCAAUGAGCUCUCAUUCGCAUCGCCGAAUGCCGCCAGGGAUAUUUUCGCUGUUGGCAAGGGAUUCACCAAAACGGAGUUCUACAAGGUCUUCCCACCAGCACAUAACCCAGAUAUUUUCACAGAGACGCGGGAGUGGAAGCAUGCGCAGAUGAAACGAGCUGCAGUCACACCUUAUAGCUUAGCUUCCAUGCAGAAGCGGGCACACUUGAUCGAAGAUGUUCAGAAGCAACUAGUUGAGACUAUUGAUCGAUACGUUUCACCUGCUGGUAAGAUCUGCGAUCUAGGCAAUCUGCUACACUACUUCGCCUUUGAUGUGAUUGGUGAAGUUGCAUUCUCUCAAAGAUACGGCUUCCUUGCCAAGGAGGAGGACGUUGGUAGCACUAUCAAGGUCAUCGACAGUAUGCAGUGGUAUAACGGUAUGGUCGGGCAAGUACCAGAGCUCCGCUACCUGUUCUUGAACAACCCAGUCGUGGUGUAUCUGCAAAACCAUGUGCUCCCACCUCCACAACUCACGGGCAUGGCCCUUGGCGAGAUAAGGAAACGAAAAGAGAAUCCCAGUGACAAAUUCUAUCUCGCGCCUGAUCGGAAAGACCUGCUUGGACAGCUUUUGGAGGCUCAUGAUGCACACCCAGAACGAUUCUCGGAGUUGGACGUGUUCUCCGUCGCCCAUGGCGCAAUUGGUGCAGGAUCCGACUCUACAGCUUCCACGAUGCAAUCAUUUUGGUACUUUGUGCUGAAUGACAAAGGUGCAUACAACAAGCUAAAGGACGAAGUCAGGGAGGCAUACAAGGAUGGGAGUCUUUCAGAAUUGGUGACUUGGGCCGAAGCACAAGAAUUAACCUACUUCCAAAUGUGUUUGAAGGAGGCUAUGCGACUUCGUCCUGCCGUGGGUCUAAGCAUUCAAAGAUAUGUGCCGCAAGGAGGAGCCAUGAUCGAUGGUAAACACUAUCCAGAGGGCGUCGCGGUGUCAGUGAACGCUUGGCCAGUACACCGCGACAAGGCGCUUUUCGGGCAGGAUGCAGAGUCCUUUCGGCCUGAGCGAUGGGAGUCAGGAAAUUCUAAGGAGAUGGAGAAACACCUAUACCAGUUUGGUGGAGGGAGUCACCUCUGCAUUGGGCGGAAUCUCGCCCUACUGGAGAUGAACAAAAUCCUGCCUCAACUGCUUACGACAUACGAUUUUGAGUUGGUUCACCCUGGACGACCACUCAAAUCGCAUUCUCACUUUUUCUGUGUCAAUGAAGGACUAGAAGUAUUCGUGCGCAGAGUAUAAGCGCGGAUCUGGAUCAGUCCAUGGGUCGUGGAUGUGCCUCAGCGUAUAGUAUCCUACGCUUACUGCUACGAUGCAGAUAUUAGGCAGGAGCCAUUCGGGUUCGGGCUUGUGCUUCUCAACUCGCCGAGAAUCUUCAACCAGAAAGAAGGAAGUGGACCAAAGUCGGAAUGACCAGGACCAUCUGCAGGAAACAUGUUUUGCGUCGAUCUUUCAUUAGGGCAAGGAUAGCACAAGUCCACAGGGCUACCCCUUACAGACUGCCUCUUCAAGACGAUAGCAGUCAGCACGAGAAUUGCGAAUCUUGUAAGAUUACAAGCACUUUUGAC
Molecule: messenger RNA, 1974 nt
Organism: Exophiala viscosa
Lineage: Eukaryota; Fungi; Ascomycota; Eurotiomycetes; Chaetothyriales; Herpotrichiellaceae
Product: cytochrome P450
Exons: 6
Coding region: 113-1648 (511 amino acids)
Molecular function (GO): monooxygenase activity; iron ion binding; oxidoreductase activity, acting on paired donors, with incorporation or reduction of molecular oxygen
Source: RefSeq, a predicted model, not a curated record